Messenger RNA from Ceratitis capitata (Mediterranean fruit fly), 1987 nucleotides. RefSeq names its product maltase A3. The transcript has 6 exons. The record is from RefSeq and is a predicted model, not a curated record. The coding region runs from base 78 to 1859 and encodes 593 amino acids. Lineage: Eukaryota; Metazoa; Arthropoda; Insecta; Diptera; Tephritidae. Gene Ontology annotation, biological process: carbohydrate metabolic process.
UUUUUCAGCAUUCCUCAAAACAGUCUACUUGAAUACACCCACCACAACAGUUCUGGAGCGCUUUUUCCAAUCGAAAAAUGCUCAAAAUAAUAUCCCUACUAUUGCUUUUUGCUCUGGGCCAAGAGCGCACCUUCGCUUGUGACGAUUUGGUUGGGCAGUCUGGCAGAGCGGCGCCCGUACGCGAGUGGUGGCAGUCAGCGCAGUUCUAUCAAAUUUAUCCACGUUCCUUUAUGGACUCGAAUGGUGAUGGUAUCGGCGAUUUGGCAGGUAUCACCUCGCGGCUGAGCUAUUUGAAGGAACUCGGCGUCACCGCUGUCUGGCUCUCGCCCAUCUAUACCUCGCCAAUGGCAGACUUUGGUUACGAUAUUGCGGACUUCUUCGAUAUACAACCGGAGUAUGGCACAUUGGAUGACUUCGAUAAGUUGGUGCAGGAGGCCAAUAGGCUUGGUCUUAAGGUUAUUUUGGACUUUGUACCGAAUCAUUCGAGUGAUGAGAAUGACUGGUUUAAAAAAUCGGUGCGCCGUGAGCGCGGCUAUGAGGACUAUUACAUGUGGCAUGAUGGUUAUAAGAACGAGCAGGGUGAACGAGUGCCACCAAAUAACUGGCUUCAAGCUUUUCGCGGUUCAGCUUGGGAGUGGAAUGAAGAACGCCAACAAUAUUAUCUGCAUCAGUUCGCUGUCAAACAGCCUGAUUUGAAUUACCGCAACCCGGCUGUGGUGGCGCAAAUGAAACGCGUGCUUACCUACUGGCUCGAUCGUGGUGUAUCCGGCUUCCGUGUGGACGCCGUACCUUGGUGCUUCGAAGUGUUACCUGACGAGACCGGACGCUAUCCAGAUGAACCGAAGAGUGGUUAUACAGAUGAUCCAGAUGACUCUAGCUAUUUACUGCAUAUCUAUACACAGGAUCUACCGGAGACCGUCGAUAUGGUUUAUCAAUGGCGUAAAUUACUAGAUGACUAUCAACGCAUCCACGGCGGUGAUCGACGCGUGCUGCUAACGGAGGCUUGGUCGCCACUUGAUUACGUAAUGAAAUUCUAUGGCAACCGCACAACCAAGGGCGCUCAAAUGCCAUUCAAUUUUCAGUUUAUAGUGGGUGGUAAUGGUGAUAAGAAUAAUACUAAUUUGCCGGCGACGGGUUUUGCGAAAAUAAUCAGCAGCUGGUUGGACAAAAUGCCGAGCGGUCAAGUGGCUAAUUGGGUGAUGGGCAACCAUGAUCAGCGACGUGUGGGCAGCCGUUACGGAGAGGAGCGUAUUGACACAAUGAACAUGCUGCAGAUGUUCCUACCGGGAGUUAGUAUUACAUAUAUGGGCGAAGAGAUUGGCAUGACUGAUUUGGAUAUCUCUUGGGAAGACAGCCGCGAUCCCGCCGCUUGUAACUCCAAUGCAAAUAUCUACGAACAGUUCACACGCGAUCCCGCUCGCACGCCCUUCCAAUGGAGCAGCUCAGCUAAUGCUGGGUUCUCCACCAAUGCCACCACUUGGCUGCCCAUCAAUCCAAAUUAUGUCACAGUGAAUGUGGAGACCGAGAAAGCGGCAACCAAGAGCCAUUUGACUAUUUACAAUCAAUUGGUGGAGUUGCGUAAGUCAAGAACACUGCAAGAAGGUGGCACCAGCUAUGCCGCUGUUGGUGAGAAUGUGUUGGCGAUUAAGAGAUCUUUGCAAAACGAAAAGACCUACCUCUUGUUGGCCAAUGUGCUGGACACCGAUGCAACGGCUGAUGUGACCAGCGUGCUGAGAGUGAGCGGUAACUUCAAGACUAAAAUCUCCAAUAUGAUCUCGACACGAAAAGAGGGCGACACUGUUAGCGCCGAUAGUGUUUCGUUGCGGCCUUAUGAAGCAAUAAUUGUGGAAUCGGACUGAGGAGGAAUGUGAUAUUAAUAAAUAGUGUACUUGUAUAUGUGUAUUCAUAUAUAAAAAUAAGGAAUUUCGUAUUUUUCCGAAGCAAAACAAGUAAUUUUGAAUGAGAAUAAAAUGCUGUCGACACCUAA